CCGAAGUCAAUUUUCUGGAGUUGCGCCGCUCGAGUGACAGCCAACAACGAAGCCAAGACAGGCUGAUCAUUCCUCUCCUUUUCAAAUUUUCACAUGCGAUCAGGUCAGCUGCUGACAGCAAAGUGCAAUUUGUGCCGUCCAGUUGCUCUUCACGACGAUAACACCCCAGCCGCGCAUCGUCUGUGGUGCCCCCGAUCACUCAGCUCACUUCGCGGCGCGUACUCAGAGGAUCUGUGAUCGCGCGGGCUCCCGCAUUCCGAUCCCAAACCACCACCGCAGCACCCCGCCCCUCCUGAGACAAGAAUUCCGUGAGAAAGUAAUAGCAAACCACCAUGGCGGGCGGCACCGAGCCUUUCCCGCCGCUCACCUCGGCAGCGGAUCGCCAAUUGCACUCGGAGGCGAACGCGACCCGCCGGCGUAGGAAGUCGAGCAUUCUGGGGACGGAAUUGCGGGUCGGCGAUACAGGGGCGCCGUCCAUAGCAACGGGGAUUGCUCAUCUCAAUGGCAUCGCAAAGGAGCCGAUGACUAGCCCUGCGACACCGUCCAAGCGGUUCUCGAAGCGGCGGAAGGCGCGGUCAGCUCUGCGACGCGCCAAGAAUAUCGCCGUCAAGCACACCUGGGUGAUACCGCUUGUAAUCCUGCUCGUCUUCCUCUCGCUCUACGCCAUGAACCCGUCCGAAAGCAACCCGGUCCAUCACUUCCUCUUCCUCUCGUACAAGCUGCCCCAGACAGAGUCAGAUGAGCGACCGCAAUACGGCAAGGGGCUGUGGGAUGUCGCGUUUGUGUCCUUCUACACCGUUGUGCUGUCCUUUACGCGCGAAUUUAUCAUGCAGGAGAUCCUGCGGCCCAUGGCUCGCUGGGCUGGGCUCAGGUCCCGGGGCAAGCAGGCACGCUACAUGGAGCAGAUGUACACGGCGCUAUACUUCGGCAUCAUGGGGCCCGUGGGCGUGUGGGUUAUGAGCCGCACGCCCGUGUGGUACUUCAACACCCGCGGCAUGUACGAGAACUUCCCGCACAUGACCCACGACGCCGCUUUCAAGUUCUACUACCUGUUCCAGGCCGCGUACUGGGCCCAGCAGGCUAUUGUGCUGUUGCUGGGAAUGGAGAAGCCGCGCAAGGACUUCAAGGAGCUCGUCUGCCAUCAUAUCGUCAGUCUGGCGCUGAUUGGCCUGAGCUACCGAUUCCACUUCACCUACAUGGGCCUGGCGGUGUAUAUCACGCACGACAUUAGCGAUUUCUUCCUUGCUACCUCCAAGACCCUGAACUACCUCGACCACUGGCUAACCGGGCCCUACUACUUCACCUUCAUGUGCGUGUGGAUCUACCUGCGCCACUACCUCAACCUGCGCAUCCUCUUCAGCCUCUUCACCGAGUUCAGGACGGUCGGCCCGUUCGAGCUGAACUGGGAGACGCAGCAGUACAAGUGCUUGCUCUCCCAGGUCAUCACCCUGGCCCUGCUCAGCGCCCUGCAGGCUCUCAACCUGUUCUGGUUGUUCUUCAUCAUCCGAAUUGCCUAUCGUUUCGUCGUCCACAACGUUGCCAAGGACGAUCGGAGUGAGCCCGAGGAGUCUGAGGCCGAGGAGGCGAACGGGGCGCCGCUGGUGGCGAACGGCAAGGCGAAGUCCACUGCCUUGACUCCCAAUGGGGCUGCCAACGGGGUGGCCAAGAAGAGCCAGCGGUAAAGUUACCUCUGCCAUCCUUUCUUCUUCUUCUUCUGUAUGAUAUGUUGCUUAGACGGGGUUGUAAUGUCUGCGAGUAAAGAGGAGGGCGCACGAUUUCCGUCGGGAUGGAUAACACAUAUCGCUCGCUUCUCUAUGCAUCACUGCAUGGUCACGACACGGCGGGCAAGCCGGGGGUAAUGCGCGGGUGUCCGGGGCGUUGUUUUUUGGAGAUGGUGAUCCGGUUGUUCUUACCACUGUCCAACCGGGUUGGGAACGUCGCUCAACCUCGAGGCAUCUUCAUUCGCUGGGAACAGGCCGGGAAACGAUACAUUCGCUUAUUGGGAACGGAAUAAGGAAGAGGCUGCGGGUCACGACGGGAAGACGAACGUAAUGAAACGGAUUGGCUCGGUCC
Molecule: messenger RNA, 2073 nt
Organism: Chaetomium strumarium
Lineage: Eukaryota; Fungi; Ascomycota; Sordariomycetes; Sordariales; Chaetomiaceae
Product: TLC domain-containing protein
Exons: 3
Coding region: 333-1682 (449 amino acids)
Biological process (GO): ceramide biosynthetic process
Cellular component (GO): membrane
Molecular function (GO): sphingosine N-acyltransferase activity
Source: RefSeq, a predicted model, not a curated record